AAUAUUAGGCUAUUACAAAAUCAUUUGUGUUGUUCCUGAGUUACAAUAAUAAUAUCAGUAUUUUUUACUGAUAUAGCGCGCUCCGUACAAUUCAAGAAUAAAAAAAAUUUAGUUGACAAAACGCCUAUUGGAGCGCUGAAGGAAGUCAUAAUUUGGAUUUUGUGAGAGCAACGGAUUUUCUGCAUCAUCUGCAUCUGCAUCUGCCAUCUGUACAAUGUGCUUCUGCAUCGGCUGACUCGUCGUCGACUCGUCGUGCUUUGUAACAUGUCGUCGCUUGUUCAUUCACUAUCCUAAUAUUAGGAUGUUUUGAUAAAUUUAAACCUAUUCACUAAGUUUUUUUUGUGUUCUAAAAAUUGUUUAAAAACUUUCCAAAGUCAUUUUGGAACUUUCAAUUUUUUGAGUUUCAAACUUGUGUCUGUACCUAAAACUUAAACCUAUAUUCAGUAUUCAGUCAAGUGUUGAUUCUACAACGUUUAUUAUUACCCAAAGGUGGUGUUGAAUUUUCAAAAUAUUGUGAACUAGCUAGUGAUCUUCUAUUGUGAACUAUUGUUAUCUUCCAAUUUUACUAUUGAGUAUAUCUUUGAAUGAAUAAAUAUAUUUUGUUAUUCAGUGUUUUUAUAAGACUUUGCAAUGAUUAGAUUCUAUACUUUAUUGAGCUGAUUAUAGAUUCUUGUAAGCUCAUAAUAAUUUAUCUAAUUCAAAUCAAUGGAUGUAUUAGUAAACCAAAUUAAUCGUGGAAAUGUUCCCUCUAAAAUUAUGUACAGUAUGGAUCCAAAGAUAUGGCAUAGUUGCAGCAGUAUUCAUAGUCCUAACAUUUCUGGUAAUUUUUACAUUGAAGAACAAUCAUGAAGCAAAUAAUUCGCAUCAAGAAAAGAAAGAAAUUCGUAAAGUGUCGGGUUUCCAAGGAGCUAAUAAGCUGAACGAUGAUGCAGCCGAAAGCAUUUUAGUCCCCAAAAUACCUAGUGAAUCUGAGCUGAAACAGAGAUGGAUCAGUGAUAAAGUGAAUCGAUUAUCUAAGAGAGUAAAAAAUUCAAAUCUUGCAAAAUUAGCCUUUGUGAGGCCGUCUAUUAAACCAAACUACAAUGUUCAUGUGUUUUAUUAUCCUUGGUAUGGAAAUCCGGAACACGAUGGAGAAUGGUUACACUGGAAUCACGAGUAUUUACCUAAUUGGAAAAAAGAAGAUUUUAAAAUUUAUCCAACUGGAAGACAUAAGCCACCAGAAGAUAUAGGCUCUAAUUUUUACCCAGCUCUGGGCUGCUACAGCUCUAGAGAUCCAAACAUUAUUGACAAACAUUUGAAACAGAUUCAUGAUGCUGGAAUAGGCGUUCUAGUCGUCUCGUGGUAUCCUCCGAAUGAGAAAGACACGUCAGAUGACUUCUUUAUGGUUUUGCUGGAUGCGGCAGCCCGCCAUAACCUGCACGUGGCGCCCCAUUUGGAGCCCUAUGAGGGGCGCAACGCUAUCAAUCAGCUCACUCACCUCAAGUACUUCCUUAACAAGUAUGCAAAUCAUUCUGCGCUUCAUCGUAUGUCGUUGAGGGAAAAGCUCUUACCUGUUUUCUACAUCUACGAUUCUUAUAGAAUCGAUUCAAGCGCCUGGCGUGAACUAUUCAGUGUGAAUGGUCAGCUGAGUGUUCGAGAUACCAAGUAUGACGGAGUAUUUUUCGGCUUACUGGUCGACUCACAACAUUGCUCGGAGAUUAAGAAGUCACAUUUUGAUGGUUUCUACACGUACUUCGCGAGCAACGGCUUCUCGUACGGCUCGUCGUGGAAGAACUGGUCGCUGCUUGCGCGCUACGCGCUGGACAACCGGUUGCUGUUCGUGCCGUCGGUCGGUCCCGGCUACGUGGACACGCGUGUGCGAGCGUGGAACGCGGCCAGCAGCCGCCAUCGUCGUCACGGCAACUACUACGAGGUGGCCUGGCGAGCGGCUCUGGCCGCACGGCCGCCCCUGCUUGCUAUCACCUCCUUCAACGAGUGGCACGAGGGCACACAGAUUGAGCCUGCCCGCCCUCGCCCCGACUACAUGGACUACGAGCCCGAGGGACCCGACUUCUACCUCAACUUGACCAACUACUGGAUCAGGCAGUAUACUAGUCAAUAACACAUCUAUCUAUUCAAUCUUAGAAAUAGAAUUUCAUGACACAUGUUCUGUAACGCAUCAGUAUGAUUGUUUCUGCCCGGAACGUAGUUGAGGGCAGAAACAAUCAUACUUAUACGGUAGAAAUAUAAUAUAUAUAUUAUAUGGGUUAGUCACAAGAAAAAUGUUGAAAAAUACCAUAGCAGUGUUGUGGUAGCCAACCUUUUUCUCAUGACUGAACAAUUUCAGUUCAAUGUACAAUCACAUUGACAACAAAUUUCAUUUUAAAAACUUUUUUUUAGUCUGGCCACUAACGGUAGAACAUGCAUGAUAAACAUGCGCACACAUGUUACAUGCAUGUUUUGUCAUCAGCAAGAGACUUCCAAUAUAAUAAACAACCAAAAACCAUAAAUGAGCCACUGGAAAAUUACAAAUUAUAAUGAUAGAAAAAUAAUUUAACCUCAAAUAGAGCAGCGAAGAAAAAAAUAAACAACAGAAAAUCUGAGAUAAAAAACCUAACCUCAAAAAAUUUAGUACCGACAAAAGCAGAUAUCAUCUUUUAAUAGACUGAAUACGAGCAUUGCAAUUUCUCUGUCUCACAUUUCAGAUAUCAAUGUUAUUCUUCUUUUCCUAAACCUUCUGCCUCUCAGCGUCGGGUGGUUUUCAAGCCUCGGUCCAUCCUCUCCACACCCCACUAUCCUCCCACAUAUUCCUCAUUUCCUACCAUCUCUUCCCUCUUGCCAAUCCCAGUCUCUCCAUAUAUUCCACCUCAGGUCAGCCUCUGGGUCUUCUCCCUUCAGGUUUGGCUUCUGAUACCCGUUUCAUUUGUCUUUCCUCCCUUGCUCUUCCCGCGUGCCCCAUCUUCAUACUCUCUUACUUAAUUCAUUUCUUUCACCAGAUUUCUAACUCUUGCGUCUCAGUCUUCCCAACAUAACCUUUCUCUUAUUCACAUUCAGUGUCACGCCUUUCCUCUUCAGUUCCUCCUUCCAUUCUAUUAUGGUACCUACUUUAGAGUUUCUCUUUGGUGUCUUCUAUGAGUAUAGAGUAGGGCCUGAGCCAUGAUGCAGUCUCCAGUAUGCAUGCCACUGUUGCUCUUUGAGUCCGUCUUUUACAAAUUUGAUGGGCCUCAUCCAUAAAAAUCAUUAUUAAUAAUAGACUCAAAGUGUAUCCAUGUUUUAUUACUUUCGUAUUGUAAAAUUGAUCGGAUACUACUCCAUUCAGUCUAGUAAUUCCUGUUGGGGCUGAUUGUGGGCACUCUUAAUAACGUUAAUACAUUUAUUUGGGACCUGCUUCGACUGUAGGGCUUUCUUUGGCACUGAGUCGAACACAGCUUUAAAAUCCAGGAAAGCCAGGUAAAGUUCUCGUCCACUAUCCGAGAUUUUUUCAAUCUUUAAGAAUUAUCAUUGUUAUUUAGAAAAUGGAUCAUGUGUCUGUCGAUUCGGCCUGAAUACAACUCUUUCUUCUUCGAUCUCUUGUUCUAGAAUAAGUCUUAGGUCCGGUUCUCGAGCUCCGGAUUUAGCUAAGUUCUAGACUUUUUCUUAACAUUCCAUAAUAAUUCAAACUAGCUAAAAUUUUACUCUAUUUUCUCUUUAUUUUAUUUUGCGGUCAUAUUCUAGUUUUUCGAAAUUUAAUUCAAAAGUGGACUGCUACUACGCCCCGUUUCGAAAAGCCAACUUGCUCUCUGUAAAAAUUUGUAUUUCCUCAUAAAUCCAGAAGGUAACUUAUAUAAUGUUAUGCGUAGGCUAUAGAAUGUUACUUGCAUUUCAUACUCUGCAUAAAUCAUAAUACGCAUAUUAGAAAUAUAUUGCAGAACGAAUAACAAAAUAAAUAACUAUAAUUCUUCAAUCUCAAUUAAACUUUAAUGCAAGGUAAAUUUGGUCUAGAAUAGAAAUACAUUGGAUGAAUUGAAUGUAUUAUUAAUAAUUUCUUAUUAAUAAUACUAAAUAAAAGUCACCAGUAAAGAAACAUUAUUCGUUUAUUUUACAUUUCAACUCAAAACCAAAUUCACCAGAACACACACAUAUUAUCAUCACCAUCAUCAUCAUCAGUCUAAGUCCAACACACACUGUCACAACGCCUUCUGUAUUUCAUCGUCCAAGUACACUACACACUACACAUCAUCUCCCUUUCAAUACAGUGGAAUGAAAAAUCAUAAAUCGGAAUGAUUAGUACAUCUUCAGUAAGAAUACAAUACAAUUUUAAGAAUACAAUAAUACAACAAAUGAACAAAACAAAAUAUUUCAACAUUUGAAAAUCACAAAAUCUUACAAAUCUAUUUUCUUUGGAGGAUUUACUACUCUCCCAGAUCUAGUACAAUAUGGUUUUUUCGUGUCUUCAUUACAAUGUGCCAAUGUAUUCUCCUUAUGUGAAUCAUUAUUGGAGAUCAGUGUAAAUAUCAUUAGGCGUAUAUCCAGGCUUCUGGACGGUAGUCCGGAUUUGAUGCGAUUACGUAUUCAUGCAGAAUCAUCUGCUGAAUGUUUGAACGAAUCCUCAGUUGUCGAAUAGGCUUCAAUUUAGUUCUUCCAUUGAAGAAAAAACUUAUAAAACACAAAAUAAUGAAACAUGAAUUAAUAGGUAAGGGUAAGCGGUAGCCUAACACAUCACUAUAUCGUACAUUAAAACUGGCGAUGAACGCGAAUGAGAGUAUUAGACCAUACCGCCGCUUGGUCUGUGGUUUCUAAUUUACCGACCGAACUGAUCUUCUGUCUGCGCUGAGCCAAGGCGGAGCCAAGAUGUCUGGGUGGAAGGGCCACUGCGGCCUUUUGCACUACCACCAACGCUGCUAUUAUUGCUGUCUUAGGCCCAUGUUAUACGAGCGCUAAUGCCGCGGCGUUAUCUGGGCAAUGGUAUUUCCAUUAGUGCGCGCUAAAAACGCUGUGUAUAACUUGGUUAAUGCCGCGGCAUUAGCGCAUAGUCUGAGACAGCCAAGCAACCAUCCUGCACUGCGGAGCUAGGUCGAGUUUCAAUGAUGAUUCAGUGAUUCAAUGAUUUUAUUUAAGCCAAAGUACAUCAGUACAUAAGCCAGGUCACAUACAACAUUCAUUAUAAAUAAAAUACAAUAUACAAUGUCAGCUUUUAAAAAGUCCAGUGUCUAAU
Messenger RNA from Nilaparvata lugens (brown planthopper), 5173 nucleotides. RefSeq names its product glycoprotein endo-alpha-1,2-mannosidase. The record is from RefSeq and is a predicted model, not a curated record. Bases 740 to 2101 code for a protein of 453 amino acids. Gene Ontology annotation, molecular function: alpha-mannosidase activity. Gene Ontology annotation, cellular component: Golgi apparatus. NCBI's taxonomy places the organism in Eukaryota, Metazoa, Arthropoda, Insecta, Hemiptera, Delphacidae. The transcript is spliced from 4 exons.